Molecule: messenger RNA, 2253 nt
Organism: Triplophysa rosa
Lineage: Eukaryota; Metazoa; Chordata; Actinopteri; Cypriniformes; Nemacheilidae
Gene: arl4cb
Product: ADP-ribosylation factor-like 4Cb
Exons: 1
Coding region: 79-657 (192 amino acids)
Biological process (GO): endocytic recycling; intracellular protein transport
Cellular component (GO): cytoplasm
Molecular function (GO): GTP binding; GTPase activity
Source: RefSeq, a predicted model, not a curated record
CUAUAUUUGGUUGACUCGCCGGUGCUAGAGGGACUGCAGUGGUUUCCACCUCUGCUGACAAGGGGAAGCGGUCUCAAAAUGGGGAACAGUUUCUCCAACAUAUCCGCUUUUCAGUCUCUCCACAUAGUGAUGCUCGGCUUGGACUCCGCAGGGAAAACCACGGUGCUUUACAGGCUGAAAUUCAACGAGUUUGUUAACACCGUACCCACGAUCGGAUUCAACACGGAAAAGAUCAAGCUGAGCAAUGGUACAGCCAAAGGAAUAAGUUGUCAUUUUUGGGACGUCGGCGGACAGGAGAAACUCCGGCCCUUGUGGAAAUCGUACAGUAGGUGCACGGACGGCAUUAUAUAUGUCGUGGACUCCGUAGACGUGGAUCGGUUGGAGGAGGCAAAGACGGAGCUGCAUAAAGUGACCAAAUUCGCUGAAAACCAAGGUACGCCGCUGCUAGUCAUUGCAAAUAAACAAGACCUGCCUAAAUCUCUGCCUGUGGCGGAUAUAGAGAAACAACUGGCCCUCCAGGAGCUCACGCCUGCCACUACAUAUCACAUCCAACCAGCCUGUGCCAUCAUAGGCGAGGGGCUUCACGAGGGAAUGGACAAACUGUAUGAAAUGAUUGUCAAACGACGAAAAACCCUUAAACAGAAGAAGAAGCGAUAAGUCUGUGAGCUUGAACGUGCCAUUUACAUCGCUGAUGCCUUGAGGAGUUGUUGGGCAUGGCGUCUCAACGUUGCACUGAUAACGUUCAUAUGGAUUGAUGUUUGGAUUUAUGACAUUUCAGAUGUUGUGGUCGUGAGACGCAUGGAAUCGUGCAAGUGAUUUCAACAUCGAACCAAAACAAUAUGAAAACGAGUUUUAUAUAAAAGGGCUGGUCCCGUUUUAUUGUGCAUAGCCGGGUCAUCGUGAGUUUGAAGGAGUUCUCUACUGUGCACUGUGAAAAACACUGUAACGUUGAAAGAUGCCUGAUAUCAUGUUGACUGUUUUACAAUCUUUGGUAAAAUACAAAGUGAAAAACAUUGUAUGGAGAACUGUAGCUUCACAAUCCCAAAAUGAAUUUGGGGGUUGUGGAGCGUAAAAUAUGAAAAAGAUUGCUGUAACGUCACAAGGCCUGAAUGACUGUGGGCUCAUGGAGAUGUCUAGAAACUCUGAAGAACGUGUGAUGGAUUGGGCAUUGACAGCAACACAGUCCAUCUUUAAGCACUUUUUUUCUUACCAAGAUAGUAGUGUACGACACUGUAGAGCAGAUGUUAGACUGCCGGUGUACUGCAGAGUCAAAAUGAAUCCUGAAGUAUUUUUCAAUUAAAAUGUGUGGUAAAGAAAAUGCCUCAUUUUCUCUCGCAUUGAUUAGUGGUUUGCAUUAGUAAUCUGAGGAUUACAAGCAUUUAUAGUUAUGUUUCCAAAGGUAUGAAUGGAUUAUUUGGCUUCCUGAGAGGAAGCUGUUUUAAAAAGCUAAUUUAAAGGUCCAGUGUAUGAAAUGGCAACCAAUGGCUCAUUCCACCCCUACCCCCUUCUUUUUCGGAGCACUACGGUGGUUGACGCAGGACUAAGAUGUUGUCACGUUUUCUCUUCUUUACCUAAUGAGAUAACAGAUUUACGAAUGUAUUUACAACAUGACGGAUUCCAUGUAAGGGGACCCGCGGUGUAUGUAGAUAGAAAUAGCACAUUCUAAGGUAAUAAAAACAUAACAUUCAUUAUGCAAGCUGUUUAUACACCUCUGAAGACAUAGUUAUGUAUAUUAUAUUGCAUUUCUGUCAAUAGAUCCUCCGAAAAUUACACAUUGGACCUUUAAACUUUAAAGGGUGUGUUACCUUUUCAAAACAACAAUUAUCUUGGGUGGUUUCUGGCAUCAUCCUCUGGAUAAAUGAUAGCUUAAAUGCCAAGCUUUUAAAAGUACUUGUAGAUCAUUUAAAAUCAUUAUUCCACAUGUAGCUCUGAGGGCUUUAAGUUUAACAGGGCUUUAACCCGAAUCCAAAAUAAAAAAGUUUGAUUGUGUUGGGUUAGGUUAGGUUCCUUUAAGGAUGUGAGCUGUUAUCUACAUUUGGUUUUCUACCAAAACAAUUGUUUAACGAUUGACAUAUUUUUUUUACAAUUGGAUACCCAUGUCCUCUUUUCUAUGUCGCCAAACUGGAAUAAAUCCCUUUCCAGCCAUGCUGACAAUGGCGUCUUUCUGUCCCAUACAACUCUUUCAUCCCAAGAGGAAUAAGAUAGUGGGUCUAUAGAAACCCCCCCUACAAAGAAACCAGGCUGGUCACAUAC